Molecule: messenger RNA, 1146 nt
Organism: Pneumocystis jirovecii RU7
Lineage: Eukaryota; Fungi; Ascomycota; Pneumocystomycetes; Pneumocystales; Pneumocystaceae
Product: ribonucleoside-diphosphate reductase small chain
Exons: 5
Coding region: 1-1146 (381 amino acids)
Biological process (GO): deoxyribonucleotide biosynthetic process
Molecular function (GO): oxidoreductase activity
Source: RefSeq, a predicted model, not a curated record
AUGUACGAGCAAGCGAUGUGCAAGAAAAUAGAGUCGGCCAACGGGGGAUUGGGUUUGGACGAGCUUUGUGCAGCAAGAAGGGCGAAAGAAGCACUAAUUGACAUGAAGAAACAAGCAAAGAAAGAAGUUGAGGAGAAAGACAGUGAACGGGAGGAAGAGCCGCUGCUGAUGGAAAAUCGGAAGCGAUUUGUGCUUUUCCCAAUCAAAUAUCACGAGAUUUGGCAGAUGUAUAAGAAAGCAGAGGCGUCGUUCUGGACAGCAGAAGAGAUUGAUCUGUCAAAGGACCUGCAUGACUGGGACAGGAAGCUGAAUGAGGACGAACGAUUCUUUAUUUCACAUGUGCUUGCGUUUUUUGCGGCAUCAGAUGGGAUUGUGAACGAGAAUCUGUUGGAGCGGUUCAGCAAUGAGGUGCAGGUGCCAGAGGCACGGUGCUUCUACGGGUUCCAGAUCAUGAUGGAAAACAUUCACUCGGAGACGUACUCGCUGCUGAUUGAGACGUAUAUCCGGGAUCCGGUGCAGAUGGCGUUUCUCUUUGAUGCAAUUGAGACGAUCCCAAGCAUCAAGUUAAAAGCAGACUGGGCGCUUCGGUGGAUCGCAGAUGAACGAUCGACCUUUGCAGAGCGGCUGGUGGCGUUUGCCGCUGUAGAGGGUAUUUUCUUCAGUGGAUCCUUUGCAUCGAUUUUCUGGCUUAAGAAACGGGGCCUGAUGCCUGGUCUGACGUUCUCAAACGAGCUGAUUUCGCGUGACGAAGGGCUUCAUACAGAUUUUGCUUGCUUGCUUUUUAGCCAUCUUCGCAAACGUCCCAGUAAGGAGACAAUCCAGGCCAUUAUUGUCGAGGCAGUCAGCAUCGAGCAAGACUUUUUAACGUCCUCACUGCCCUGUCCUCUUCUGGGGAUCAAUGCCGGGCUUAUGAAGCAAUACAUCGAGUUUGUAGCCGAUCGGCUUUUGGUUGCCCUUGGGAAUAACAAAUAUUACAAUGCAACCAAUCCAUUUGAUUUCAUGGAAAACAUUUCACUGCAGGGAAAAACCAAUUUCUUUGAAAAGCGUGUUUCGGAUUACCAGAAAUCCGGUAUCAUGGCCAGUAUUAAAAAACAUGACUAUGAUCCAAUCGAUGCACAUACUUUUUCUCUUGAUGAAGAGUUUUAG